ACCUAAAGCAUAUCCUCUCAUUGGAAAUCUACAUACAUUUUUUGGUGAUACUAAAGAUAUAACAAAUAAAAUUAUAAAAAUAAUGAAAAAAUAUCCAUCACCAUGGCGGAUUWGGUUAGGGCCAAAAUUAUAUAUAGUUUUGAAUGAUCCGGAACAUAUUGAAAUUAUUUCUAAACACUCGAAUAGUUUUGAGAAAAGUCCCGCAUAUAAGUUUAUGAAACCUUUUUUUGGCAAUGGUUUGAUAUCUGCUUCAGCAUCAAUAUGGGGCAAUCAUCGAAAAUUGUUAAAUCCAGUUUUCAAAAAACAAAUUCUUUCUAACCAUAUGAGAAAGAUAAUAAAACAUUUAAACCGAUUAACGAGAAUUAUUGAAAGUUCUAAUGAAACAAACAUAGACAUAUCCCAUUACACAAAUCUUUUUACUUUGGAUACGAUAUAUGAUACAAUUUUUGGCCAGGAUUUUAAUUUCCAAAAUAAUCCAGAAUGUAGACUUCAUGACAAUAUUUCAGAAAUUAUGGACAUAACGUUCCAAAGGAUCUUCAAAUUCUGGUUGCAUCCGGAUAUUAUUUUCUACAAUUUAUCUAUAGGAAAAAGAUUUCGGAAAGCUUUAGCACACUUGGAUACAUUAACCUGGAAGGUAUAA
Molecule: messenger RNA, 640 nt
Organism: Polistes dominula (European paper wasp)
Lineage: Eukaryota; Metazoa; Arthropoda; Insecta; Hymenoptera; Vespidae
Product: cytochrome P450 4C1-like
Molecular function (GO): oxidoreductase activity, acting on paired donors, with incorporation or reduction of molecular oxygen; monooxygenase activity; heme binding
Source: RefSeq, a predicted model, not a curated record